Molecule: messenger RNA, 2556 nt
Organism: Phialemonium atrogriseum
Lineage: Eukaryota; Fungi; Ascomycota; Sordariomycetes; Cephalothecales; Cephalothecaceae
Exons: 4
Coding region: 207-2501 (764 amino acids)
Source: RefSeq, a predicted model, not a curated record
CGACACAACACCAAUCAGCCAUGCUCUAUCUGCAAGGCUGCCCUAGUGCCGCUUGACCUUAAUGGAAGCGAAAUCUGCCUAGGCAGCCUUGGCGCAUCGCAUGCAUAACCAGGGCUGCACGGCCAGCUCAGAUUUGAUUGGGGAAUAAUGAACGCAAUGUGAAGCAUCCGGGGCGUGGUUGCUUCCGAUAGGUUGAAGUUGCAGACAUGGCUAAUCGCCAAAACUGCACAGCCCCCCACUGCAAGCCAGCAGACAUAAGCAUCCCUAGAGACUCGACAAUUCCAUGUCAAGUCAUCCACCCCGCAAUCUCGUCGACCCGCACGCGCCGAUCGGCGCCAAGCUCAAGACAAGCCGGCCCGAGGCAUCUCACUAUGGAUCCGCUCACGGUCCUCGGUGCCCUUUCCGGCGCCGUUCAGCUCCUGGAUGCCUCAAUUAAGGUCUCCAGCAGAGCAUACAGCCUUAUCAGCUCGUUGAAACACGUCAAAGAGGAUAUGCGGCAGCUGCAGAAGACCUUGGAGGAGACUGAGUCUCUCAUGCGCGAUCUGCAAACAUACGCCAUCGAGGUCCAGCGAUCCCCGUCUUCGAUCCUGUACCACCGAAUACUCCCCGACUCCAUCGUCCAGAUCGCCCGGCAGUUUUCCGAAGAUAUGCAAGUGCUCCGCAGUCACCUGCCCUCGGACGCAUCACCGUCAUUCUUGAGGAGGCUUGAUUUCGUCCUUGACAAAAAAUCAACGAGAGAGAUUGUGCAGCGGUUGGAACAGCGCAAGACCGCGGCCUCUAUGGCUCUGGAUAUCAUUGGCAGGUUGAACGACGUCAAGCUGCGCGAUGAGGUUCUAUCCCUCCAGGACAAAGUCGGAGGAUUGGUCACUUAUCAGAGUGCGCUAUCCAUGAGACUCGAGCAGCGAUUCGAAGAUCUUGCAAUACAAACCCGGCGAUCGCAAGAGACGCAAACCCAAAUCUUUGCCUCUCAGUUAUCCGCGGUUCGGUCCGGGAUUUCGUCCUUGGCAUCCCACAUAACCACCGAGACCCAAGCUGUGAACGCAAUGUCAUUCAGCAGGCUUCUCGCUGACGAGAGUCCGGAUUACCUUGGACGGAUAGUCCGAGCGGAGUUGAAACAACAACUGGAGCCUCUAUCUUGCCAUCUCAAGGGGGUGAAAGGGAUGAUAGACCAGGUGGCCUUGGCUGUUUCCGAGCAGGCAAGCCCACUGCACGCGGCUGACGCAGCAAGACCCGACGCGAUAAACACGUCCACCACACAUCCAGCGCAGGAGGAGCGCGUCUCCCAUCAUCAGUUGGAAGAGGGUCGAUGUGCAGAAUCGCCAUCCACAAAAACAAGGCUGACCCGGAGACCUAGAGAAGUGAAAUUGUACUCAUUCAUCCGCUGUAUUCGCACAAAGCUCUGCUAUCUUCAGAUUGAGGUCGACACGUAUCGAAGAUGCGGGAAUUUCAUCGGCGAACAGGAAACGUUUUUCCGGCUGAGGGUCCUCGUUCUCCCUUCACCCUGGCUUUGCUCCAGGGGUCUCUCCUUCAUGUUCUCGUCUGGUCAAAACGCAAACGGCCACUACGACAUCUGCCCCAGCAUUGUGCCUUUCCGAGUUAUUCCAUCCUCGUCUCCGGUAUGGAACGCUUGGAUAUACGACGACAUCUCCGGUGUAAAGGCCAUGCUAUCCCGACACCAGGUCACUCUCCGGGACGUUACAGAGCACGGCGACAAUGUGCUGGCAAUUGCCGCUGUCUUUGGCACCGCGGAGCUAUGUCAAUUUCUCGUCCAGGAGACUGGGUGGGAAGCGGAAAGGCUCUUGGAAGACAUACCUAGGAGUCCCACCGUCUGGGCAGGUUUUAGACGCCAUGUUGACGAACAAGCCUUGAGGGACAUCCUGAAACUAUUCAAGGAGAACACUGACCCCUCCGACAACGCGUACAGCACAGACGAGACGGUUUGGGCGGGGCUAUAUUACUGUUUCCGCCACGAGAUCCUCCUUAUCCCGGAUCUGAUCAGGCGUGCUGGCAUCUUACUAGAGUACGGUGCCACCUUGCAGCCAUUCCGAUGGUUUGGAAAUGAGGACAUGGACAAAAACAAGUUGUUCCUCGACAUAUAUCUUCGUACCGGCGGAGAUCCAAAUGUUGUCGACCAAUCGGGAUACCCUGUACUUCUCAUGGCUUUAUUCGUAUCGGCGAAUCUCAACGAUACCAGCGCCUGUCUACUCACUCCUUUGAUUCGUGCUGGGGCAGAUCUCUACUAUAUUCUCGACGGAGGCAAUGCAGAAGCAGCCGUAACACUUACCGAUUAUGCGUUUCAUCGCGGCCUCAAAGACCUUUGGAUCGCAGCGUUAGAGGAGUGCGGGCUUGAUGUGGACGCUGUAUUUGACGAAUCCGGCCGACGACUCGAGGAGCACCGUAGGCUCCGAGGAGCGACGCGGAGUGGUGUUGACGUCAGUUUCAUUGUGGACCAACAGUCGUCGUCUGAACUGAGCUACCGGGGUAGGACACGAGUUGAUUGAUGAAGAGGAUAUGUAAAACUGAGAGAUGUAGGCGCAUGAUUUUUACUAAUUUACG